This is a messenger RNA of Miniopterus natalensis, 594 nucleotides long. The record is from RefSeq and is a predicted model, not a curated record. Lineage: Eukaryota; Metazoa; Chordata; Mammalia; Chiroptera; Miniopteridae.
AUGGUCCAUGAGAAGGUCCAUCAGGAAUGUGUUGAUGAGAGGGCCACCAACAUCGCUAAUAAGUUCAGUGGUUGCUUUUCUCUGCAGUCAAGCCAUGAAGAUUACAAACGCAGGCCGAGCAAAGGAACAGAAAGACGCCUGCAAGUGACCUACCAAGAAAAGAGCCAAGGGGCCACUGCCCUUUCACAUAAAGUGCAGAGAAGCCCAGAUAAGAACUGCAGUCUGGGGCCAAACGGAGCUGACUUUGAGCCUGAACCAGAGCCGGCCAACCUGCUCUGGGUAGAUGAGUUAAACUUAUUUUUAUGGUUUGCUCAAGAGGUGACCAUCACAGUUGGUGCUGAAACCUGGCCAGAGCUUCCAAAUAUUGCCACCAACAAUACCACCAAACUCAGCACCAAAAAGACCUCGGAGGUUAUGGAUGCAGCUCUCUAUGAAGGCAUUGCCAUCAAUAAAAACGGUACAACAGAGAGCGAAAGCUCUGGUGCACAUGCUGAACUAGAACAAAAUUCUCCAACUGAGUCAGAAUGCACUGCUGGCUAUGAUUUACAGGAAGAAGCCAGUGUUGGUGCUGAGCUUACCUCGGCUCAAGGCUAA